GGAAAACCCAGGAAGUGCAGUCAGGCACCAAUCGCGGCUAAGACUAAGAAUAAACGUCCUGAGUAAUGAAUGACCUGGGCCUGAGCAGAAGAGGAGGCUGGAACCGGAGCCAGGCUGGCUGGGAGCAGCUGGCUCCACAGGGCCUGUGGGUGAUGGUGGCCAUGAAGUCAUGCCCUGAAGAGCAGUACUGGGACACCCUGCUGAACGGCUGCCUCUCCUGCAGGUCCAUCUGCAGCCAUCAGGUCCCACGCUCCUGUGCCGCCUUCUGCAAAUCCCUCAGCUGCCACAAGGAGCCAGGCAGGUACUAUGACCAGCUCCUGAGGGAAUGCAUCAGUUGUGCCUCCAUCUGCGGACGUCACCCCAAGCAGUGCACCUACAUCUGUGAAAAGAAGUUUAGGAGCCAAGUGAACCUUCCUCCAGAGCUCAGGACACAGUGGACAGGGGAGACUGGAAACAGGCCAAACAACCUGGGGCGGUCCCAAGGGUCAGAGCACAGAGGAACAGAGGCAGUUGCCCCAGGGCUGAAGCUGAGUGCAGAGCAGAGGGCCCUGGUGUACAGCACACUGGGCCUCUGUCUCUGUGCCAUCAUCUGCUGCUUCCUGCUGGCUGUGGCCUGCUUCUUCAAGAGGAGAGGGGAACAGCUGUCCUGCCAGGCCACCCCUGAGCCAGGCAAGACGGGGACCAGCAUCACCAAGGCAGAUCACUGGAUGGAAGGCGGCAGCACUAUGGAUGGGCCCCCAGAACCAGUGGAGACAUGCAGCUUCUGCUUCCCUGAACGCAGGGAGCCCACUCAGGAGAGUGCAGGGGCCCCUGGAGCCCCUAGCCCUGUGAGCAUGGAGAGGUGGGGGCACCACAGGACUGAGACCCGACUGCACUGCGCACACAGCCAGGCAGGCUGCCUGGAGGUGGUAUGCAUGCCUACCCAGGACAGGGGGCCAGCUAUGUGAGCCUCAUGGGUAGGGACAGGAGGGAGUGGGAGAGAAAAAAAGGUGCAGUGAUGGAGAUGGUGACAGGAAAAUAAAGAGUUUAGUGGGAAACAGGGAGAGAGAAGGUCAAUGACAGGAGGGAAGGGCACCAAGAGAGUGACAGGGAGAAAAGAACUAGGGAUGUGCCAGGAUCUGAAGUUAUGGCCAUUUUUGUCCCUAUUCACCUCGGCAAACUGUAGUAGCCAUCAUAGAUAUGCCACUAAAUCACCAGGCCCAUGGAACACAGCCCUCUAAAGCCUUCCCACACACAACCCUUGAGCUGCAAAAAUAAAGCCCUUCUGGAUGUUCACUGUUGAUGUCACUGCUA
Molecule: messenger RNA, 1293 nt
Organism: Erinaceus europaeus (western European hedgehog)
Lineage: Eukaryota; Metazoa; Chordata; Mammalia; Eulipotyphla; Erinaceidae
Gene: TNFRSF13B
Product: TNF receptor superfamily member 13B
Exons: 5
Coding region: 66-947 (293 amino acids)
Cellular component (GO): plasma membrane
Source: RefSeq, a predicted model, not a curated record